Physcomitrium patens is the source of this 1515-nucleotide messenger RNA. RefSeq names its product protein-tyrosine-phosphatase IBR5. Lineage: Eukaryota; Viridiplantae; Streptophyta; Bryopsida; Funariales; Funariaceae. Gene Ontology annotation, biological process: auxin-activated signaling pathway; negative regulation of MAP kinase activity; protein dephosphorylation. Gene Ontology annotation, molecular function: MAP kinase phosphatase activity. The record is from RefSeq and is a predicted model, not a curated record. Gene Ontology annotation, cellular component: nucleus.
CAGCCUCGGAGAGGACUCCCAAUGGCCCCGCGCUUCAAACUUGGCUUUGGCUUUGGCUUGUCCGUCAGGCCGGCACCUGGCUCCAUACCCAUUGUGGUUUCGUGGUUUACGCCUUCGAUUGUGGGAGGGGAUCCAUGAAUUCAACACCGCACUGUGUCGCAGCGCUGUGAAGCGAUUCGAUAUCACCCGAAUUUCGACUUAGAUUGACUUUGCAGCCAGACUUGGAGCGUUUUUUUCCCAGAGAUUGGAGUGUGUGUGUGUAUGGGAAUCAUAGGUUAUUUUGAGACCGUUGGUGUUGAGGAAUUUUUGCAUUGAUACUACGUGCACGUGGAGGAGGUCUAUUGUAUUAGUAGGAGCUGGUCUGAAAGAGAGAGCAAAGAAGAGGUUAUCGGAGUCGUAGAAAUAAUCGAAAUACAAUAAGAUAAAAGAAGAUGCGGAAACGAGAGCGAGAGAAUCCGUGUUUUGUAUGUGGGCAUUACCACAAGUUCGAAGACGGAGAGGUGUGUGGGAUCUGUGGCCAUCGCCUGCAAGAGGCGACAGAGAAAGGUCCCCAGCAAAGUGCAUUUUCCACUGAAAUUCUACCACAGUUCUUGUAUCUGGGUAGCUAUGACAAUGCAUCGCGUGCGGAGCUUCUGAAAACUCAAAACAUCACUCGGAUUCUGAAUACUGUUCCAACAUGCCAGAACCUUUACAAGAACUCUUUUACGUAUCAUUCGCUCAAGGAAGACAAGACUCUACCAUUUGUGGAAUGUCUAGAGUUUAUUGAACAAGCUAGGGUGGACAAAGCUCGCGUGUUGGUGCAUUGCAUGUCGGGGAAAAACAGAUCGCCUGCUGUAGUUAUCGCUUAUCUGAUGAAACACAAGCAGUGGAGACUACCACAAUCAUAUCAGUGGGUAAAAGAUCGAAGACCGUCUAUAAAUCUUACCGAAGCGGUUGCGCAACAACUGCAACAAUUCGAGAUUGAAGUGUUUGGGAACAAUGUGACCAGCACACCGAUAUACAAUACUCCUGCUGGCGUUACGUUUGGGUUUGGUUACUCAGCCCCUGUACUUGAGGCAAUAGUUCCAACAUUUACACCGCACCCAGUGGCCAACACCCUUGCUCGAGCCCCAGUGUUUGGUUCCGUUGGCGUGACCGUCCUCCCCAAGUCUAAUUUUGUGUUUGGAGCCAUCAGACAUGAACCAAAAGCAGCCAUGGAUCAGAGCAUGGACAGCUCUUGAUGCUUCUCUCUCCUAUUUUUUCGCGCGCGCGCAUUUCUGAACAGUCACAUUUCGUAUAGAUUGUAUGAUUUGAAAUGACAUUCAUUCGUUUCCGUGUAUCUCAAAGAUAUCGUCUAUUUCUGAAGGGAAUUGGUAGCUACCUGCUUAGUGAAGGGGCACGAGAUUAUGCCUGAGCUUUUGUCUUCUUUCCAAGGCACGUUCGGUGGCUUUUUCGGUGCCGAGGACUCGUGUAAGACCUUCACUUGACAUGAUAUGUUACCAUGUCUUCUUACAAGUUGAGGAAAUCCUUUGGUUA